Molecule: messenger RNA, 1458 nt
Organism: Symbiodinium pilosum
Lineage: Eukaryota; Dinophyceae; Suessiales; Symbiodiniaceae
Source: the annotation of a GenBank genome assembly
AUGGCGGCUGACAGCGCCCCGAUGUGGCGAGACCGAGGUGGCUCUCUACCUGAACGAUCUCUCACCGCUCGCACAUUCCCCUGGCGGGGCCGACCCAGAAAUACGCCACAAGAGCAAGGGGCGAAUAGCAGCUAUCAUCAGAGCUGGGAUACAUUCUGGGAGUCUGUGCCACGUAGCCGGGAUCCAUCUUAUGAUGCAUCCUGGAACAAUGUGUGGGCCGAAGAAGAUGCCUGGAGUAGCUGGGCCAGGGGCACCUAUAGCUCUGACAAUACGAACCCAUGGGAGGCCUGGAAUGAUGGUAGCUGGGAUCGUUUUCCGGUUGAGCCCCCUGACACGCGUCAAAAUGCCUACAUGGCCUCACGCUCACAUGAUGAUCCGACGCCAACUCCAACGCCGCACUCGCAAGAUCCAGGCCGCAUUGGGCCUUUCCCCCGGGCAGCUCGAGGCACGAAUCAUGGAAGCAUUGGACCGCGCCAUGACCACCAAGAUGUUCCACCACCCGCAGCCACGUCCGCGAGGUAUGUCUUCACCAACGAAAGCAGUCGUCAGGAUAUGAGCCAGAGUCAGAGCUCAUUGGAGACGCCGUGGCUGACUUCUUUCCAUGCGCUGACAGAGGAGCCGAGAGUCGUUCCGCCACGGGCGCCGGCACCUUCGAUUCCGCCGCCUCGUCAACCAUACUUCGAAAUGUCACAGGUGAGGUUUCAUCGCGCUGAUAGCUUCGGCAACGGACGUGAUCGAGAAAGUUUUUCACCUGGCCCUUCGCAUGGACCAGCUCCAAUUCCUCCUGGACUAGUCUUUCCCACAGGAGGUGUUGGACUCAGUGGCCUCGGCGGCAUCGGUGGCAUCGGUGGCCUUGGUGUCGGUGUGGCUGUUUGGGACAUUGGGAGCGUUACGUCCUUGAGUGCGAGCCGAUCUUUGGCACGAGGGGUGAUCGAUGCGCACACAGCGCUAUACACUUUCAAGCAGAAGGACGUCCGGGGAGAGGCCUGUGAUUCAGCUUCGAAAAAGUGCUGCAUCUGCCUGGAGGAUUUCGUUGAGGGGCAGCAGCUCCGUAUCUUGCCAUGUUUUCACAGGUACCAUCAGGGUUGCAUUGACGAGUGGCUUGGCCGGAGCGACGAGUGCCCGCUGUGCAAGUUUCGCAUCACAACGGAUGAUGCCCAUUUUAUCGACGCGGUGGAGGUCUCGUCCCAUGGCUCAGCCACUCCCAGGCUCGCCACCAUUGAGUCCGGAAGCGAAGAAACAGAUUCCGUACAGGAUGAAACAAGGGCUUGGUCGCAGGCAGUGGGGGUGAACAAUCAUGACAACUGGCCGUCCCUUCGAGAUGAACGGCAGGCCGCUAGCUCACUUUCGCUGACUUCUUCCGUGGAGCGGACUUGGGACCGUUUCGACGGCCUGAACACGCAAGUUUCCAACCUCACAGCCGCCUUUCCCUUGCAUGAACCACCGCGUGCUCACGAG